AAGAGGAUAACUGCGCCUGCUCUUAGUAAAACCUUCACAAAGCCAAAAAUCCUGAUUCUACUCUCCAAUCCUCUUCCGACAGAGAGAGUGAGAGAGAGCAGAGCUACACUUGUUUCUCUUCUUCUCGUCCUCCUCCUCCAAUUCGGCAGAUCCACUGGGUCGGAGUUUGUAGAUUGUUGAAAAAAAAAUGGAUCAACAGGUGUUGAUUGCUCUUGCUCUGUCCAUGCUUGGAGGAUUGAGUACUUCCUUAGGUGCGCUUGUUGUGAUUCUUAAUGAUGCUCCCAAUUUGAAGAUGCUUGGGCUUUUACAAGGGUUUGCUGCUGGUCUUAUGCUGAGUAUUUCGUUUCUUGAUUUGGCGCAUAAUGCGAUAAAUUCGAUCGGUUUCUUGAAAGGGAAUGUUUGGUUUUUCGGAGGUGUUAUCUUCUUUGCGAUUGUUUCUAGUUUUAUUCCUGAACCUACUCUUGCUCCGGCUGUGGAUGGUAAGAGCAAAAAGAAGAGUGGUGAUGCAGGGGGUAAAGAUAUGUUGAACAAACAUCGCCGACAAGUUCUGUUCAGUGGGAUUAUUACUGCGAUUGGUAUAAGCUUGCAUAAUUUCCCUGAAGGAAUGGCGGUCUUCCUUGGAUCAAUGAAGGGACUUCGAGUUGGUAUUAACUUGGCUUUCGCUAUUGCUUUGCAUAACAUUCCUGAGGGUGUUGCUGUUGCACUCCCUGUCUAUUUUGCAACACAGAGCAAAUGGCAAGCAUUCAAGCUGGCAACGCUUUCUGGUCUUGCCGAGCCCCUUGGUGUGAUAAUUGUGGCUUAUCUAUUCCCAAGCAGUCUAAACCCUGAAAUUCUCGAGGGAUUGCUAGGAGGAGUUGGAGGAGUGAUGGCUUUUCUGACACUACAUGAAAUGCUUCCCUUAGCGUUCGGUUAUGCAGGUCCAAAGCAAGCUGUCAAGGCUGUGUUUCUGGGAAUGGCUUUUAUGUCUGCAAGCCUUUAUUUCCUUGAGAUCAGCUUGCCCAAGGAUAUAAGCUUGUAAAGAUGCACAGAAUCUUCGUUGACUGAUUAGCACUCAACUGACUAAAGUUAAUUAUGAGCCAUACACAUGUAUAUCUCAUUCUGCGUACUGCUGUUAUCUGAAUUGAUAUUAUAAAAUUUUAAGGCUAUAAUAGGCUUGUAAAUUCGGCUGCAGUUCUCUUUAGAUUGCUUCAGUAUUUCCGUUCAUCCUGUAAAUUUGUUAAAACUACUUUUAAGCUCUGAAAUUUGGAUUUUGCACUUUCGCAUGAUUUA
Messenger RNA from Papaver somniferum (opium poppy), 1269 nucleotides. Its product is annotated as zinc transporter ZTP29. Gene Ontology annotation, molecular function: zinc ion transmembrane transporter activity. The record is from RefSeq and is a predicted model, not a curated record. Gene Ontology annotation, biological process: zinc ion transmembrane transport. Bases 188 to 1018 code for a protein of 276 amino acids. Lineage: Eukaryota; Viridiplantae; Streptophyta; Magnoliopsida; Ranunculales; Papaveraceae. The transcript has 2 exons. Gene Ontology annotation, cellular component: membrane.